Molecule: messenger RNA, 3436 nt
Organism: Colossoma macropomum (tambaqui)
Lineage: Eukaryota; Metazoa; Chordata; Actinopteri; Characiformes; Serrasalmidae
Gene: foxred1
Product: FAD-dependent oxidoreductase domain containing 1
Exons: 11
Coding region: 44-1549 (501 amino acids)
Cellular component (GO): cytoplasm
Molecular function (GO): oxidoreductase activity
Source: RefSeq, a predicted model, not a curated record
AGCAGAGCGGCUUCGUUCAGGACUCUGAUACCUGGAUAGAGGGAUGAUGAAGUGGUACCGAGCGCUCCGCGGCCUCAGCGGGGCUGCGCACAGAGCUCUGCCGGGCAGACAUGCAGUCCUGCACCGCUGCAGCUUCAGCACCAGCGCCGCCGCACGGAAAGACUUCUUCCAAGACUUGGAGAACCAGUUCAAAGCGUUCAGAGAGAAAGCGACCGCAGCGAUGCCCGGCAGCGACUGGAGCCCCAUCCAGGUGACCAAAGGCCUGCCGCCGGAGCGGGCGGACAUCGUCAUAGUGGGAGGCGGAGUGAUGGGCUGGUCAGUCGCCUACUGGCUCAAGAGGAAAGAGAGGGUCCGAGACGGAGUGAGAGUGCUGGUGGUGGAGAAGGACCCCACCUAUUCUCAAGCCUCCUCUGUGCUGUCCUGCGGGGGCAUUCGGCAGCAGUUCUCCCUCAAAGAAAACAUCCUGCUCUCCUUGGCCUCCGCGGAUUUCAUGAAGAAUAUAAACGAUCAUCUCGCGGUGGUGAAUGAAGAUCCUGUUGAUUUGCAGUUUAACCAUUCGGGUUACCUAUUCCUGGCAAGCCAAGAUGAAGCGCAUAUCAUGGAGGAGAACUAUGUGACCCAAAGGGAUCUUGGGGCAAAAGUCACCCUCUUAUCACCAACCCAGGUUAAGGAGAGAUUUCCUUGGAUAAACACAGAUGGAGUUGUCCUGGCCUCUUAUGGGCUGGAGAACGAAGGCUGGUUUGACCCUUGGACGCUGCUGAACGCAUUCAGAUGCAAGGCCAUGUCUAUGGGAGUCUAUCAGUGCUUUGGAGAAGUCACAGGUUUCAGAUGUUCCUCACAGAAAGCAGAAACCAUGGAUGGAGACCCUGUAAACAUAAAAAGGAUCAAAUAUGUUGAUGUGCGGAUGCCCAACAGUUUGGAGUACCAGCCUGUGGAGUGUGCAGUGGUGGUCAAUGCAGCAGGAGCCAGUUCUGGGAAAAUUGCUGACAUGCUCGGUAUCGGACAGGGACCAAAACAAACUAUGGCUGGCAUUCCGUUACCUGUGGAACCCAGAAAGAGGUAUGUUUAUGUGGUGCACUGUCCAGACGGUCCGGGCCUGGAGUGUCCAUUUUUGGUCGACUACUCAGGAUUUUACGUAAGACGGGAGGGUCUCGGAGGAAAUUACAUCACGGGGAUGUCUCCAGAGGAGACGGAGGAACCAGACGUCACAAACCUGGAAGUUGACCACGAGUACUUUCACCACAAAGUCUGGCCGGUCCUCUGCCAUCGGGCUCCUCCCUUUCAGUGUCUGAAGGUGUCAGGAGCGUGGGCGGGAUAUUACGACUACAACACGUUCGAUCAGAACGCCAUUGUGGGCAUGCACCCUCUGGUCAACAACAUGUUCUUUGCCACAGGUUUCAGCGGCCACGGGCUCCAGCAGUCCCCCGCCAUCGGCCGCGCCGUGGCCGAGCUCAUUCUGGACGGAGGCUUCCAGACCAUUGACCUCAGCGCGUUUGAUUUUAAACGUAUCCUGUACCAGGAGCCUAUACUGGAGAGGAACAUUGUGUGAGGAAGAAGGACGAUAUUAAAGGCAGUGGUUAAUUAUAGCCAGUAUAUUGGAACCAAGAGAGGAGGUGAUACACAUGAACGUCUGUCUGUUUCGGACGGUUGAGAUGAACGUUUUCAAUCGAAGCUGGAUUCACUACAGUAGAAGUGUCUGCUAGGAGCGUCUCUUACCUCUCAACAAUGAUUAUGAAUCUUUUGAUGCACUGAAUCAUUUCCCAAUCUCAAAUUUUACCAGAACUCAAUUCAGAAAUGCUUUUUUUUUAUUAUUUUUUUAAAAAUGUUGACUGUAGGUCUGUGUAAGAACUGUAAUCACAUAAGUUCAGUCCCUGGUGAUGCCACAACUCCACCUUCACAAGGCGUUUCACUGGUUUAGAAAUUUCACACCCAGUUUGUUCCCCAUUUAGGCCAAAAUCUCCCAUGGUUUCACUCAGACGUUCUUGUAGACAUCACAGAGACUAUCGACAUUGAAUUAGCAGUUAGUGUUCUCCUCCAAGCGUAUUCAGGCCCAAUGAUGUUGCAUUAGCUGCAUGUGGUGGAGCUUCAUGUGUCUUGGAGGAAGCUUGUGCUAGUCUUCGCCCUCCCAGCCUGGUAGCAUUGUGUGAUAGAGGGAGACCUGGCUAGCAUUUGGAACUGGACUUGACUAAAUUAGGGGGAAAAAUAAAAUAAAUACAUAAAUAAAACUGGAGGAACUAUUUACACAGUGGUGGAAUACAGACGAAACAACAGUCCAAGUUUUAUAUAUAUAAAAAAAAAAAACUUUAUUAGACUUUAUCUUGGAAAAAUAUUCUGGACAUUAUUGAAUAUAAUUAUAAUCUAUUCUGUUAUUUCCAAAAUGGAUGCAUAUGAGUCAUUGCCUUCAGAUCAGUGCACCUCAGUGCAUUUUGCAUUUUUAUAAUCCCUGUUUUAAAUGCAUAACUCUGGGGAAUCAUACAGCCAAACUCAUUACAAAUACAGUUAAAUCCUCUACUAUAUCAACACUGGCUUACACUGUUGCUACACUCGCUGGCCAUUUUAUCAGAAACACCUACCAUAAAGGUGCACUUAUAGGUUUAUUGUGUCUGGUAAAUGUGUACCAGUUAUACACUACCAUGUCAGCAUCACUGCUAUGCUAAGAAUGACACCACAUAGUGGUCCUGUGGUGGUCCCUUUCACUGAAGAAUGAGGUAAAGGGGGCUGACCAAUUGUGCAGCAACAAGCCAGUAACUGUAAACAUACAAAGUACUGUGCAGAAGUCAGAGACCACCUCUUUAGUAACUGAAUUUCCAGUCAAAACAGCCACUAAGUACAAGUUAUUCACUCUUCAGCAUCAGAGGAAGCUUCUUUUUAGGAGUCUGGCUUAAUUGGUUGCAUUUUCUGCUUCUCACCAUCCAAUGAUGUCCCGAUUCAGUGAUGUUGGUCUGGGCCCUGCUUGAUGUUCUUGUCUUCUCACAGUGGAAGGACGGCUGUGGAUGUUUUCAGAUCUGACGCAGCCUGAUUUUCUCCUCUCUCUCAAAGAUGAAAGCUUUAAGUGCUGUUUUUAUCUGAUGGGGGCAGUUUUGGUCCCAUUUCCUCCCCAUGGUGGCUUUUAAUCACUUUUUUUAAACUUAUUUUCCUUUGACUUUCUCCUUCUUUAUCCAAGUGCAAAUAUUCUAUCCAAUCUACUUAGAAACAUCUCUUGGAAAACCAUUUGUAGCUUCCAUGUGUCAAACACAAGGCCGGCUGGCCAGGUUAGGCCUGUUAGCACAAUCCUAUGUGGCCCGUGAAGUUAUUUUCACUUUCUGUUUAUAUUAGCCCAUUUCACAAUAUGCAGCACUACAAUCCCCAGAAUGCUCUGCAACGUGACGUGCGCUCCAACCCCCCUCCCCCACUGAUACUCUUAUAAAACGGCGGUUACACCACAAUUCAACCACAC